AUGGCACAACCAACAAGUCCGUCAAUGUCCCUACCAGAUGGAGCUCCAAAUGGAGAUCCUACUGCAAAUUCCCACCAUAAGAGGUCUAACUCGGAAGUUCCUAUAGAUCCCUCCAUCUCGCAAGCUAGCCCGACCUACCCUCCCUACUCGCCAUACCCUCCAGGCCAAGAUAUGCAGCAUGCCUACCAAGCGCAGCAUCCUCCCUACAUGCAACAACGUCCCCCCCACGAGCAAUGGGGCGGUUACCCUCCGCAGCAUGGUAUGCCUGGCCCAUACCCGCACCCGGGGGGGCCAGGUGUCCAGGGCCCGCCUCAAACCUCAGCUGCAUCCCGACCCGGACAGGUAUGGAACAAGAGCGACAUUCGUAGUUUUGACGUGAUUGAGACGCUAACCUCAAAUCAUAUGCAGGUUUAUUCCUUCGUUCCGAUCCCAGGUGCUCAACAGCACAAACGCCCUCGCCGGCGAUAUGAGGAAAUUGAAAGAAUGUACAAAUGUGGUUGGAAUGGGUGCGAAAAGGCGUACGGCACGUUGAAUCAUCUGAACGCGCAUGUCACCAUGCAAUCUCAUGGCACCAAGAGAACACCUGAAGAAUUCAAGGAAAUCCGCAAAGAGUGGAAGGCCCGUAAGAAGGAGGAAGAGAACGCCCGCAAGGCUGAGGAAGAACGGCAACGGGCUGCAGCUCAAGCCAACCAAGUGGAUGGGCAGGCUCCAGAAGGUCACCAAGUUCCAGGCCAGGCGUAUCAGCAAAACGGCGGAAGGCCAUCACUGCCACCUAUUGGCUAUCAAGCUGCUGAUGGACAUAACCAAGGACAGUAUGGACAGCCCCAAGGAGGUAUGGUCUACCCACAAGGCAACGGCCAGAUGGGCAACUAUGCAAACUACCCCAACUCGCCAUACGGACAACAAGGCCAAGUUUACCAGCAGCGCCAGUACUAA
Molecule: messenger RNA, 936 nt
Organism: Exophiala aquamarina CBS 119918
Lineage: Eukaryota; Fungi; Ascomycota; Eurotiomycetes; Chaetothyriales; Herpotrichiellaceae
Exons: 2
Coding region: 1-936 (311 amino acids)
Biological process (GO): regulation of DNA-templated transcription
Source: RefSeq, a predicted model, not a curated record